AUGGCAGGCCAGGACCAGGACAGGGACAAUGUGCCCGAGGCUACUGCCGGGGCCAUGCCUGAGGGCACCAUCGACCCCAAACAAUGGUGGCAUCAUCCAAACUUGCGAACGAUGAACCUUCUCAUGUUCUUUCCGCUCCUCUCGAUCUUCACUUUAGGAUUCGACGGCUCUAUGAUGAACGGUCUCCAGGCAGUUGAAGGAUGGCGCUCGUAUUUCGGCGAGCCUAGGGGUGCUACUCUGGGUCUUUUUAACGGUGCCUACCCUAUAGGGGGUCUCAUUGCAGUGCCAUUCAUCUCCACACUCAAUGACCACCUCGGACGACGUUGGGGUAUCGUCACUGGGGCUGUUAUCUGCAUUAUUGGAGCUGCGCUUCAAGGUGCUGCCCAAAACCUUUCCAUGUUCGUGGUUUCCCGUGGCAUCAUUGGCGCUGGGGCAGUGCUUCUCCAGGCAUCCGGGGGCCCUCUUGUUGCUGAGAUUGCGCAUCCUAAGCAGCGCGCUACUGCAACUGCAAUGUUCAAUACAUCAUAUGCUCUAGGCUCUAUUGUCGCUGCUUGGACAACAUUUGGCUCGUUUAGGAUCAACAACACCUGGUCCUGGCGGGUGCCCUCACUUCUCCAAGGCCUUCCUUCAUUGAUACAGCUAGUCGGUAUUCUUUUUGUCCCCGAGAGCCCUCGUUGGCUGAUUUCUCGCGGGCGUGAGCAGGACGCACUGAGAAUGCUGGCCAAGUACCAUGCCGAGGGCAAUGAGAACGAUCCGCUUGUUCAGUUCGAAUACCAGGAAAUACGACAGGCUAUGACAAUUGAGAGGAUGAAUGAGGACGGCAAUAUCUUCAAAAAAUACUGGGAGUUUAUGCGGACCCCCGGGAAUCGAAAGCGCUUCUUCAUUCUUACAUGGUGUGCUUGCAUCAGUCAAAUGUCGGGCAACGCUUUCAUCUCAUAUUACCUCUCCCCCAUCCUAGCUCAAGUCGGUCUCACCUCGAGCUUGCAACAGACCCUCAUCAACGCAACAUCACAGAUGCUAUCCUGGUUUUCGUCACUAUAUUUUGCCACACUCCCAGCUCGAGUAGGUCGACGAAAGCUCUUCCUUGCUGCCCUUGUCCUUGUCUUCUUCUGCCUUAUCGCAAUUACAGCAGGUAGCGGCGUCUUCGACAGCGACUCUAGCAACCGUUCCGCUGGCAUCGCUGUAGUUGCCUUCGUUUACCUCUUUUCUCCAGCAUACAACCUUGGUCUAGCACCUAACCUUGGGCUGUAUAUCACGGAAAUCGUGCCUUUCAACCUCCGUCUUCGUGGUAUGGCGGUAUUUCAGUUCUGGAAUCUUGGUUUUAUUCUUUUCUCAACGUUCGCUAUCCCGGUGGGGCUGGAUGCUAUAGGUUGGAGGCUGUUCUGCAUAUUCGUUGGAUGGCUGGUUGUUGAAUUCGCUGUGGUGUGGUGGACUUUUCCAGAGACCAAGGGACCUACUCUGGAGGAGAUUGCUGUCAUCUUUGAUGGGCCCAGUGCAGCUCAUGGUGGGGGAAAGGAUAUAGAUCUGGAGACGCAGGGUGGAAACAAACGUGAUCAUGCUCCAUCUGUUGAGCAUAGGAAUUAG
This is a messenger RNA of Aspergillus calidoustus, 1584 nucleotides long. Lineage: Eukaryota; Fungi; Ascomycota; Eurotiomycetes; Eurotiales; Aspergillaceae. The record is from the annotation of a GenBank genome assembly.